Branchiostoma belcheri (Belcher's lancelet) is the source of this 2970-nucleotide messenger RNA. RefSeq lists its product as uncharacterized. NCBI's taxonomy places the organism in Eukaryota, Metazoa, Chordata, Leptocardii, Amphioxiformes, Branchiostomatidae. The transcript is spliced from 4 exons. The coding region runs from base 1 to 2970 and encodes 989 amino acids. The record is from RefSeq and is a predicted model, not a curated record.
AUGAGAAAAGGCAGGGACUUACAGGUCACAUUUAGCAACGGGGAAUCCCUAAACAAGCGAAAGAAGCGACGAAUGGCAGAAGAAUUUGAGACCCUAGGAGAAGCUGAAAAGCGAACGACAGAAAGAAAAGAGAAAGAGGCGAUGGGAAAAGUAAAGGUAAAAGAUCGGCUAGGAAACUUUAACAGCUUUGCCGACUUCGACAGAGAAAGCCUCAAGAGAGAAGUGAUGGAUCUGGACGAAAACACUGAAGUAAACUGGACACAGCUUGCAAUUAAAUACAACAUCAAAGGCAAAGACGGAAAAUUACCUGGGAAUGCUGGGCAGCUGGUGAAGCUAUGGCUCCAGAGUCAGGGAGUUGACACAGAGAGAUUCAAGGGAAAGCCUACGGGGGACAGAAUCCGCAGAGCAAGGCUACGAAUAGGAACAGAUCCUAAGAUCACUAUGCCGACAUCUCGUACAGAGAACCAGAUAAGAAAGGAGCUGAGGGUGCUUAUAAAGGAGGGAGAAGUUACCAUUGGAGAGUCUAUUGUCCCAAAAGAAUACGUGACGUACAACAUGAACAAAGCGGAGAACAAAAUCGAAACGAAGGUCACUGUGAUUGGCGGACGUAAACGGCCACUAUCAGACCUACGGAAAGAGCUGCUAAAGAAACAAGAGCGUUUCCUAAGAGACAAAGUGGACUAUGACACCAUGACCUUAGACGAAAUAAAGAACCGCCUUGAACACCUGAAUGAAGAAACAGAGGGGGAAACUGAAGAUGAUCUACGGACUCACCUCAAGAGGGUAGAGGCUACGAGACACCUGGCGUACUGGGAGGAUGGGGCGUGCCUAGCCAAUCAUGGCUACAUACUCUACCUAAUAUCCACUUUGUAUGAUCCAGCUAUAUUCCUGACAAAUGCAGAGUAUUUCGAGAAGUACAAAGUUAAGUUGAAUGUACAGAGUGAAGUGGAGAGGCCGGAGCUGUACUUGAUCGCCCGAUGUGGAGCCUCUGAUGCGGAGCAACUGAUGUACGCAGAGACAAGACGUGAUGACUUACCAUCCCUGUCCGGUACAGUCAAGACAACAGACGGACGUGAGUACAUUGAUGAACUGCGGUUCUUCAAAGGAGACCAACAAGCCAGACAAUUCGAAUUCGGCGCACAGCGAUCAGGCCACUAUUCCUGUACUUGUCCUAUUGACAAACGAGCAACACCAGACUUUUGGCAGUCCUGUCAUGUCGAAAAUAGGCUGAGCAACAUCAAGGACAGACAAGACUUCAUAAUGGAAAGCCCUGUGACAUCAAACAAAGCUUCACUAACAGUGCCACAUCCCUUCAAGAUGACAAAGGAGGAGAUGAUAGAUGAGCUGACUUACAGGGGGACUAUUACCUACCAUGAUGCAGAAGAUAUGAACAAGACAAAUCUGAAUGUCCAUCUGAAGCAUACUCUCCAUGGCGUGAAAAGGAUUCCCACACUAUUGUAUGGAUGCCCAAAUGCAAGUGUAGAGGACCUUAAUCUAAGUCACCUAGAGGAACCAGGCAGUGAAGCUAUGCAUGACCUGUGCAAUCAUGCAAAAAACCUGUUUGAAGAAAUUCCACAUAGAGUGCCCACACAUGUAGCUGGCAUUGUCAAAAGGGUCAACAAUCUGGUGCUCAACAGUCAAGAUACAGUAAGAGCGGCUGACAUGAGGUAUGCUGUACUUGUGCUGCUUCAAGAACUAAAGCAGUGUAGGGAAACAAGUGGUGAAUUGGUGAAACUCAUCAACACACUUGCUGACAUGCAAAAGCUAUGCUACGCUGCUGCAGAGGAUAGAUCUAUCAUAAGUGUCUUCCGACUGAACAAUGUGAGUUUUCUACACCAUCUUCUGAUCAAAGAGUGCCUGCCUGGAGAACCAUCCUCAAUGUCUAGCCGAAAGCUGUGGGGGCAAUAUCUGCAUUCUCUAAGGGACCACAUGCCAGUCAACUACAGGGUGGUACCCAUCAGUUCUAUUAUGGCUGAAAAUGAAGAGCGCCAGUUUAGCUUGCUGAAACACAUCACAAAGUCGUCCGCCAGUUACUCUAGACCAGGGCACGUUAUCAGCAACAUCUUAGUGCGGACGCACUAUAGCUACCAAGACAGGGCAUCGACCGACAAACACCAGCAAAAUAAAAUCUCAAAAGCUGGAGAAGCAAUCGCAAUGGAGCGAACAACGAUCCCGUUGGAGGUACUAAAAAAGUACCCAAGAGAUGCACAGACCUUCUGUGAAAGAAUCGCAGAUUUCUUGCUUCCAGGGUAUGGUGCAUACUGGCACAUUGAAGGAGAUGAUGUGGUCUUUCAUGAUGGCCCAAAUGAUAAGCCUCACAGUGAUGGCCCAAAGCUCCACCACUUCCGGACAACAUCACUGAAAGAUGAAUACAAGUACCUCCAGCAGAAAUGGAAAGAGUGCCUUGAACGACGAGUCAGAAUGCCAGCAUGUAAGCUGUGGGUGUAUGAGGGACAGACACUAAUCAAGAAAGUCACCACAACCUUCCUCGACCCAGAUCACGACUUUGGCCCAGAUGAAGAGAUGACAUUCAUCGAAGAUGUGUGUGAGGCGGAGGAUCACAUUGAAAUGGGGGAGAAAAGUGACACUGAUAGCGAAUCAGAAGAGGAUGAAGAAGUGAUCAGAGUAGAGAGGAUAGACCCAGAGCCGGACCUGGAGAUGCAAGAAGCUGCCAGCCAGGAUCCUGAAAGAAUGGGAAUGGCAAGAAGCUGCACUGGCAGAGUGAAGGAGGGCACAACACCAUCAGAAACACCUUCUCUCCCUGACGAGAACAACAGCAGCUGCACUGGCAGAGUGAAGAAGGGGACAACACCAUCAGAAACACCUUCUCUCCCUGACGAGAACAACAGCAGGGAUGCACCCAAAUGGAAGACGAAGCUGGGAAGUGCGUUGGCAGUUGUCCUGGACGAUGAUCCAAACUGUUCAUCGCAUCGACCGCUUGAAGGCAAAGCUGAAGAUCAGCCCAACUAA